AUGGAAUGUUUCUCCUGUUUCCUGGGGUUGCUGCUGCUGCUGGCUGCAAGAUUGCCUCUUGAUGCUGCCAAACGAUUUCAUGAUGUGCUGAGCAAUGAAAGAACUUCUGGUUAUAUGAGGGAGUACAACCAACUCAAUGGUUGGUCUUCAGAUGAAAAUGAGUGGAAUGAAAAACUGUAUCCAGUGUGGAAAAGGGGAGACUCAAGGUGGAAAAACUCCUGGAAAGGAGGCCACGUGCAGGCGAUUCUGACCAGUGAUUCACCAGCACUUGUGGGCUCUACUAUAACGUUUGUGGUAAACCUGGUAUUCCCCAGAUGCCAAACGGAAGAUGUUAGUGGCAACAUUGUUUAUGAGAAGAACUGCAGAAAUGAUACUGGUCCAUCUUCUGACCAGUAUGUUUACAACUGGACGGAGGAGGUUGACUCGGGAAAUGGCAACAGCCCAGGCCAUCAGAACGUGUUCCCUGACGGAAAGCCUUUCCCUCACCACCCCGGAUGGAAGAGAUGGAAUUUUGUCUACGUCUUUCACACACUUGGUCAGUAUUUCCAGAAAUUAGGACGGGGUUCAGCAAGAAUUUCUGUAAACACAGCCAAUGUGCCACUUGGCCCUCAACUUAUGGAAGUAACUGUUUAUAGAAGACACCGACGGGCAUAUGUUCCUAUUGCAAAAGUGAAAGAUGUGUACGUGGUAACAGAUCACAUUCCUGUGUUUGUGACUAUGUACCAGAAGAAUGAUCGAAAUUUAUCUGAUGAAACCUUCCUCAGGGACCUCCCCAUUAUGUUCACUGUCCUGAUUCAUGACCCCAGUCACUUCCUCAAUGAGUCGGCCAUUUACUACAAGUGGAACUUCGGGGAUAAUACUGGUCUGUUUGUUUCCAACAAUCCAACUUUGAAUCAUACAUAUGUGCUCAAUGGAACCUUUAACCUUAACCUCACUGUGCAAGCUGUGGUGCCUGGACCCUGUCCUUCACCUUCACCCAAACCUCCAAAACCCACCUCUUUUCUACCAUCAGCUAGUGACAACCCUCUGGAACUGAGGGAGAGUCCAGAUGAAAUGUGCCAGAUUUACAGAUACGGUUACUUUAAAGCCACCAUCACAAUUGUAGAGGGAAUUCUAGAGGUUAACAUCGUCCGGAUGACAGAUGUUCUGAUGCCCGUGCCACAGCCUGACAACUCCCUGAUGGAUUUUGUCGUGACCUGCCAAGGAACAAUCCCCACAGAGGUCUGUACCAUAGUUUCUGACCCGACCUGCCAGCUCGCCCACAGCACAGUGUGCGACCCUGUGGAUGUGGACGUGGCUGGUAUGUGCUUGCUGACCGUGAGAAGAGCCUUCACCGGGUCUGGGACAUAUUGUGUGAACCUCACCCUGGGUGAUGAUACCAGUUUGGCCCUUACAAGCACCCUCGUCUCUGUCCCUGCAAGAGACCCACCUUCCCCUUUAAGAAUGGCAAAUGGUGCCCUCGUCUCCGUUGGCUGCUUGGCCAUAUUCGUCACUGCGAUCACCCUUUUGGUGUACAAAAAACGCAAGGGAUACAAACUGAUAGAAAACAGUACUGGGAUCGUAGUCAAAGGCAAUGGCCUCGGUGUUUCCCUCAACCGUGCAAAGGCCAUGUUCCGCCCUGGAAACCAGGAAAAAGAUCCACUGCUCAAUCACCAACCGGGAAUUCUUUAA
Puma concolor (puma) is the source of this 1671-nucleotide messenger RNA. RefSeq names its product glycoprotein nmb (gene GPNMB). Gene Ontology annotation, molecular function: integrin binding. Gene Ontology annotation, cellular component: plasma membrane. Gene Ontology annotation, biological process: cell adhesion. The record is from RefSeq and is a predicted model, not a curated record. Lineage: Eukaryota; Metazoa; Chordata; Mammalia; Carnivora; Felidae.